AUGAUGCUGCAACUAGUGCUGCCCGCAACAGAUGGGAAGCAGCAGCAGCGAAUUCCGUUAAUCGAUGCCGAUGAACUCUCUCUCCGGAUGUUUGGGGCUUUGCCUAGUGGUUGUACUUUGCUUAUAAGUGACUCCUCAGUGGAUAGCAAUGGCGGGCUUGGCGCAGCAGCAGCAGCAGGAACAGCAGAUAUAGCAGCAGCAGCAGCAGCAGACGCAGACACGGAUAUAUCUAAGAGGUAUAGAAUGCCUGAUGAGGUGUAUGAUCAGAGGAGAGACACAAUGAGGCAAUUCCUUAAGAACUUACAGAGCAACAGACCCGACCUCUUCCAGCAGCAGCAGCAGGAGGGAGAGCAGCAGCAGCAGCAGCAGCAGCAGCAGCAGCAGCAGCAAGAGCAGCAAGAGCAGAAGGAACAGCAGGAAGAGGAAGAUGAGGAAAAGAUACGUGCUAGAUUCCCAAUUGGCGCGAGGUGUAUGCUGUCUGGCGACCGUCGGGGGGAAGUGGCUUUUGUGGGUCGUCGGCCUUCAAGGCCCUGCACAGAGAUAUGGAUAGGCGUCGCUCUUGAUGAGCCUUUGGGAUUAACGGACGGGCGUGACUUUCGUUUUGCUGGGAUGCAGGCUGCUGCAGUAGCAGCAGGAGGAGCAUCAGGGUCAGCAACAGCAACAGCAGCAGCAGCAGCAGCAGCAGCAGCAGAAGGACGCAAGCUAGUAUAUAGCAGCAAACUAUUUGCAUGCAGCGGGAAUAAUUAUGGCGAAUUGGCGAAGCCCAAUGAAGUAACAGUUGGCGAUUUUCCUCCUAUAGAUCCUUUUGAUCUAGCUGAUGAGAUCUAA
Messenger RNA from Eimeria maxima, 828 nucleotides. RefSeq names its product tubulin-specific chaperone, putative. The transcript is spliced from 4 exons. Bases 1 to 828 code for a protein of 275 amino acids. The record is from RefSeq and is a predicted model, not a curated record. NCBI's taxonomy places the organism in Eukaryota, Apicomplexa, Conoidasida, Eucoccidiorida, Eimeriidae.